Molecule: messenger RNA, 2802 nt
Organism: Loa loa (African eye worm)
Lineage: Eukaryota; Metazoa; Nematoda; Chromadorea; Rhabditida; Onchocercidae
Exons: 18
Coding region: 1-2802 (933 amino acids)
Molecular function (GO): acyltransferase activity, transferring groups other than amino-acyl groups
Source: RefSeq, a predicted model, not a curated record
AUGGGUGGAUGUAUCAAGGAUUUAGCUAAAUUAAUUGAUUCUUCUGCAAAUGCAUUACUGAUCACGACAUACUGUCGUUUAACCGGUCAGAACAAAACGGAUAUAAAGCAAUGCCUCGAUCUUCAUCAAAUAUCCCAUGAACAUUUAUCACAAGUUCUGGAUGCUUGGGGUCGUCCAUCCGCCGGCAUCUAUUCUUCAGGCCCAUUUUUUUGGCUCGGUGCAUAUGACCAGUGUCAAAGUAUAUCGAAAACAAUGACCAUAAAUCAGUCAGUAAAAUAUUGUCGCGCGAAUCUUCGCGUUGAAGCCUGUGGAAUGCAACAACAUCAGAUACCUCUCUUCUACGGAAUGUGCUUACCGGUCCGUUGUGAUGAACGUUCCGUAAGUGGAAUUUUUCCCGUGCUCUCCUUUUUUCUGGAGAAAACUUUCGGCAUUCUGAUUUCUAACAAUUCAACUGUCGAAUGCUUUAAGCAAAAGGACUCAUUUUUCAACAAACUCAGUAUUCCACAGUGGACAGUUCUUGUUAUCUUCGCUUUUCUUAUUUUAUUGGUACUGUAUGGUACUUCAAUCGAUAUGUACCGUAAACGGCGGAAUCGAAAAUAUUCAUUCAACAAAGAAUCGUCUGGAAGUUGUAGUCAUAUGACAGCACGAUUGGCUAAAAAUGUGUCAUCGAAUGUAUCCUCGAUCUGUAUGCCGUGUAUUCAGGACGACGCACGCAGUUUCAUAUACAGUGAUGCUCCUUCACAAGCCCUUACUUACAAAAGUGUACCAGCUGUGCAAAGGACAUUGAAGAAACCGAGUUUUAUCAUUAAUAGCGUAGCAGUUGGUCAUGUACAUCUGUUUUCACUGGAAUAUAUUGGUAAUGUCCGACAACUGUGGAGCUCAUUGAAAGCAAACGAGAAACUUUCUCAAAUUAUUUUCAAUUCAUCUCUUUCUGUCGACUCCUUUUUACUGAUAUCCGCUACCGUAUUGGCAUACAAAGUCCAUCUCCGUGUCAUACAGCAAAAAAAACAUCAGAGAAAACGAAUAGCAUUGUCACCGUCUGGAUGGCUUAUACUUUGGUUGCAUCGUUUUAUGCGUUUAACACCUGCCUAUCUUGCCACACUUCUUAUCAUUUAUUUCAUUUUUCAACAUAUUGGUGAUGGGCCAAUGUGGUCUCAACAGAAUGGAAUUUUCGGCGCACGAUGCAAUAAGGAUGAUAUUUGGCGGCAAUUGUUUUUCGUGAGUAAUUUUUAUCCCAAUGAAUGUAUGCCUUGGAUGUGGUACCUCGCACUGGAUACGCAAUUUUAUAUGGUAGCUCCAAUUGCUUUACUGUUGUUGCAUGCUAUACCAACAGUCGCUAUACCAUUAAUUGUCAUUGUUGUAAUAUCGUCUGUUAUUUAUCGAGCUACUGCACUGAUAUUAUUCAGAUUCCCGACAACAUUUGUCUCAGCACUUCUCGAAGAUAGCAGCCUAGAAACAGAAGAGAUGGAGAAAAUGUUUCGGUACUUAUAUGCUGUACCGCAAGCAAGAAUUGGCCCAUUUUUAAUUGGUAUCCUUCUUGGCUGGUUGCUUUCAACAAAAUCGAAAAGAACUCAUUCAACAGUUCAGAUAAACAUUGCUCGUUUUUCAUCUUUUACCACGCUCUCUUUUUCACUUUUUGGUGCAAGUUAUGCUAACAGCUUCUCUAUAUUUUCGAUUUUUUACGCUGCCACAUUCAGAGUAAUUUGGGCAUUCGGUUUGGCCUUAUUUGUUUGGCUGUGUGAACGAGGUCAUAUGCAUAUAAUACAUUCAUGUCUGGCUUGGGAUAAAUGGGUCUUUUUCUCCAGAUUAUCUUACGGAUUUUACUUAUCACAUGAACCAGUUUUGUUGUAUUUUAUAUGGACGCGACGUACAGCUAUAAUCCCAUCCUCACCUUAUUACUUUAUCAUUUUCGCAAUGGAAAUAUCUAUGUUAUCGCUGUUUGCUGCUUCUUUCAUAGCUUUUGUCAUUGAAAUCCCUCCUUUAAUCAUUGAACGUAAAAUAUUUAAAACAAUUCGUGCCCGUAUCACAUCAAAUGAAACAGACGAUAAAACGAUACAAAACGCUGUGGAACACAAAUCCAACGUUGAACUCUUCCGUCAGUGGAAGAAUGAUGAGAUUAUCGAGCUUGCUCCAAUGAUAUCACCGAUGAAUCGGACAAAGAGAUGGAUUGAGGAAAAUCAUGGGGACUUAAAAACGUCUGCACGGUCUCGUCAUGCAAUAGUUAAUCGAGUUCGUCAUCAUCAAACUACCACUUCUGCAAUGGAUAUCUUCUGUAGACAGGCCAAGAAAAGUGAUGGUAGUGUUGGAAGUGAUGCUGUUUCGACAUGCAAAAGUUUUUCGGAAGAUUCAGCAAAUGGAAAGCAAAUUUCCAAAAAUGAACCGAAAUCUUCUACUGUAAUGAUGUCAAAAACAAAGCGACAAUUUGGAAACAUCACUGGUGACACUGAGGAUAUUGUCCAUCAAACUGGUAUAAUUAUGGAGAAGCAAUACACUAAUGCUCAAAAAAUUGAUAAAUUAAUGGAGCAGAAGCAGAUGAAGCAAAGUCAUGAUAAAGAGGUCCUACUAUCAGAAAAUAUAGGCUUUUCAUGGAUCGAAGAAAUUAAAAAAAGGUUUAAUGUCGGAUGGAACACUCAUUCGCGAAUUUCUCACAAUAAAAAAAGGAUAAUGGCGGAACAUAAUGGCACAAACAAACAACAGCAACAUUUUGAUAUUCAUCUUCUUGAUGAACAGAUACCGAUGUCAAAUAAAUCAUCAAGUUCAACUAUUACUGGAGAAACUGUAAGCCAUUACUACUACAUAUAA